UUGGUAUUUCAUGUAGAAGAAGGGAAAGAAUGGCAAUGGCCACCAUGGCUUCCAGUCCAAUUUUCUUCUCCAAAUCCAGGUCUUGCUCUUCUACUAGUUACAACAAAAGGGUACUCCCACAACGAGUUGCAGCUGUGGCCUCAAUCCCAUUUCAGCAACCCAUCAACGUGGACUACCUGGAGCAAGAGUUCAGUGGCCAUGGAGUCAUAUUCAAAGGCAUUGGUGAUGAUUGUGUCGCCAAGAUGAGCCUCGACAAUGGCAGUAAAGCCAUCUUGAUGCUACAAAGUGGCCUCAUCGCUUCCUAUAAGGCCUCCAUGUGGCAUGGUGGCACAGUUGAGUUGCUCCAGUCCUCAGUCUCCCAAGAAGCCAAUGCCAUCCAAGGAGGGGUGUCUGUGGCUUUGGAAUGUCUCACUCUCAAUCUUGGUGAAGAACAAGUUUCAUGGUCUCCAAGUAAAUGGGGUCUUCAUAACAUCAUAGGAAAUCCUCAGGACUCUAUCCAGGUAGAACUGAUCAGCACUGAUUCCCAUGACAUGGUUCAAGUGAAGUACAUUGUGACUCUACAAGACGAUGCCCUAAUCUCACAGCUCAUGGUCUCUAAUAACUCUGAUUCAUCGUCACUCCAACUAAGUGGGUGCAUUUUAAGCCAUCUGACAGUGAGCUCACCUGAUGCUACUUUCGCAGUUGGUUUGGAGAGGUCAGAUUUCUUUGGCAGGUUACCCAUUUUGACAAGUUCAGCUAUAGUCCCUCCAGAGUAUGGCCAGAAAAGUGAAUCUCAAUUCAGCCAACUAUGGAAACAAUUGGCAUGGGGUCCUAGGAAUGGCCACCAAACAGAAACUGAACGACAAGAAGAAGAAGAAGAAGAAGGAGAAAUGGAGGAAGGGGAGGAACAUGACAAUUAUAAGAACUUGAGGGAGCAAAUGUGUCGAAUAUACACCAGUGCGCCUCGAGACUUCACAAUUAUUGACAGGGGUAGACGAAACUCAGUGGUGAUUGGAAGAGAUGGGUUUGAAGAGCUGUACAUGUUCAGCCCUGGCUCAAGUCAUGAAUACUAUGGUGAAUAUGCUUAUGUCUGCAUUGGCCAGUCGGCGGUGCUUAAUCCAAUAAUCUUGGGGCCUAAGGAAUCAUGGACAGGUGGACAACGUUUGCACAAUCCAAAUCCGUAACUGUGGUUGUGAGAACAUAAACGUCAUAGCUAUGAGAUUAUUAAUGUAAAGAUAAACUAGCUCUUCAUUAUAUGGAUGCAAAACUUGUUCCAAUGUUGCUAUAUUAGCAGGCUGAAAAACACACCAGAGAAUGUUACCAGUUGUUAAUGUAGAAACCUCACCAUU
Argentina anserina (silverweed cinquefoil) is the source of this 1328-nucleotide messenger RNA. RefSeq names its product protein NDH-DEPENDENT CYCLIC ELECTRON FLOW 5. The transcript is spliced from 3 exons. Gene Ontology annotation, cellular component: cytoplasm. Gene Ontology annotation, molecular function: glucose-6-phosphate 1-epimerase activity; carbohydrate binding. The coding region runs from base 30 to 1163 and encodes 377 amino acids. NCBI's taxonomy places the organism in Eukaryota, Viridiplantae, Streptophyta, Magnoliopsida, Rosales, Rosaceae. Gene Ontology annotation, biological process: carbohydrate metabolic process. The record is from RefSeq and is a predicted model, not a curated record.